Cladophialophora bantiana CBS 173.52 is the source of this 1380-nucleotide messenger RNA. RefSeq lists its product as uncharacterized. Gene Ontology annotation, molecular function: zinc ion binding. The record is from RefSeq and is a predicted model, not a curated record. The coding region runs from base 1 to 1380 and encodes 459 amino acids. Lineage: Eukaryota; Fungi; Ascomycota; Eurotiomycetes; Chaetothyriales; Herpotrichiellaceae. The transcript has a single exon. Gene Ontology annotation, biological process: protein import into peroxisome matrix. Gene Ontology annotation, cellular component: peroxisomal membrane.
AUGUCAUCCACCAGCUUUGCCGCUGCUCAGGAACGCAUUCUAGCACAGCAGACUGCCCGACAGCAAGAAACCCGCACUCUCACUCAACAAGCCGAGACUAGUAGUGGCCGCUCUUUGACGCGACUCGCUCAGUCGCUGGGACCCAAGUUGUCUUCAUUCUGGAUUACUUUGCUAGAUUCCGAGGGCACACGCCCAGCCUUUCGAGUGGGACAGGUGGAUGCGGAACUCCUCGAUGAAGAGUUGCUGGGGCUGUUGAAGACACAAGUGGCAGAUGCUUUGAAGUACCUCGGGCCACAUCUUCAGGAUGACUGGUCGCAAGAAAUUCUGCUUGUUCUCAGGGCGAUACUCUUCAAACUAUCCAUAUGGGACAACGAUGCUUCCUACGGCGCCGCCCUACAGAACCUCCGAUACGUCGACGCAAGAAAACCUGGAUUGGCCCUUCCGAAACCAACCAGGUGGCAAAAGAGUCUUUACGGCCUGUUAACGGUCUUUGGCCGCUAUGGAUGGGACAAAUGGGAGGAUUGGCUGAUUGAUCAAGAGCGAGGAUAUACAGCUCCUUCAGAGACCGUCCAGAGCUUGAUGCGGUUCACCUCCUUCCUCUCGACAACACAUUCUAUCGCCGCAUUUUGUUCCUUCCUGGUGUUCCUCGUCAAUGGCCGCUACCGAACUCUCACAGACCGUCUCCUGAGGUUGAGGCUGAUAUCACCGUCAAAUCAAGUCAGCCGUGAGGUCUCGUUUGAGUAUCUAAACCGUCAAUUGGUCUGGCAUGCCUUUACAGAAUUUCUCCUAUUCCUUCUCCCACUGGUCGGCAUCAGUCGAUGGCGGAGAUGGCUCGCCAGAGUAUGGAAGAAAACGAAGGACGCCAUGAAGUCACAAUCAACAGCAGAAGAAGACAAUGAUAAGAUAAAAAGCGGACCCCUGGCUUUCUUACCAGAAAGGACUUGCGCCAUUUGUUAUCAGGACCAGAACCCAACCUCGACAUCUGAAGCUGAGAUUCUGGGAGCGAAUUCAGCCGCUGGAGGAGGCGUAAUCGGCUCGGCCACUACGGAUGUUGUAAAUCCUUACGAAACCAUUCCAUGCGGCUGUAUCUACUGCUUUGUGUGCAUAGCUACCAAGAUUGAAGGGGAGGAAGGCGGCGGCUGGACAUGUCUUCGAUGCGGAGAAAUCAUAUAUAAGUGCCAGCCAUGGAACGGCGAUGUUGUCUUCGUCGGGAAAAAAUCCAACAACAAGGGCGCCAAAUCGGUUGGGUUUUGCGUUGCCAACGACGACUCAGAUGAGAACCCCCGAGAUGGGCCGUCUGAAGAUACACCCGAAAUGAUUGAUUCCACUUUGACCGAUAGCCAGUGGGCGAUUGCGGAUCAGGACUCUUCGAGCAGCUAA